ACAACAAGGGGAAGCCUCGCCGCCCGGGUUCGGAGCGGCCAGCAACCAGCUCCUGACAAUCGUCGCCGCCGAGCUGAGAUCUCCCUGCUAGCUGCAAUCUCCGAUGCCUCCGUCCCCUCUGGAAGAACAUCUGGUGAUACGGGUGCUGCAGAGACCCCGGUCGUUGGCGCUGCAUCUCGACCAGGCGGUGUGCGGCCCGAAGGUGCCCGGCUUGGCGGAGGAGACGCUGGUGGCCGGACUCGGGCCCGAGGGGCAGAGCCCGAGGCUGCGCUGCCGGGGGCAACAAGCGGCCAGGAAGCCUCGGCUAAUGCAGCAGCUGCCCGGCUUCGGGAGGAGAGCGGUGCAACGGAAAGCGGCCUUGCAGCUGUCGCCGGCCCGGGAGAGGUCGGCCUGCCCCGCCAGCCCGGCGGCCAGCAGCUGCCGGGGAAGCAUGCACCCGCUGAAGUGCGGCUGCAGGGGCUGCUGGCGGCUGGUGCGCCGCGAAGACUCGGGCGCCUCCUCCCCCUCCUGCGUCCCUUGCAAAGCCGGGAUGAGAGCCCUGGGCUGCGGCGGUGCAUCCUCGGGGCUGCGGCGGCUCGGCUGCCUGCCCGCCCUCAGCUGCAUCACCUGCGACCCGGGCGUCAGGUCGCUGGGGUCGAGCUGCAGCUUCUGUAGCAGCGACCCCAUCGUGACUUACGACCCCCGGGCCGGCCAGGAGGAGGAGGGGGGCGGCCGCCAGCUCUGGCCCAGGAAGAUGACCGAGUCCAAGGCGCACCAGCAGUCCGGCGUGAUCCUGGACUGCCGCAGCCUGGUGGAGUACACCAAGAUCCAGCUGCAGGGAGCCAUGAGCCUGGGCUGGCCCGAGGGGGCGGCGCGGGGCCCCGGCGGCGGCGGCGGGAGCGAGCACGCCAAGCUCACCGUCUUCGACCUGCUCUCCAGCCGGGACGCCAAGCACUGCUGGUCGCAGGACGCCGGCCGCUCGGAGGUCCGGCCCAGGAAGGCGGGCCGGCCGGCGGCGCCGCACUCGCUGCACCUGGUGCUCAACCCGCUCGGCGCGCCGGACAAGGAGGCUCCUCCGCAAGGUGACGCCAGUGAGGGUCCCGCCUCUGUUUUGGGGAGCGAGCCGUCCAGGGCGCCCGAGGCCAGGGACGCGACCUCUGAGCCCCCGGCUGGCCCGCUGACCCCUGACAUCGAGAAGGCGGAGCUGAGCCCCAUCCUGCCCUUCCUGUACCUGGGGAACGAGCAGGAUGCUCAGGACCUGGGCCGGAUGAGGCAACUCAACGUGGGCUACGUGAUCAACGUCACCACCCACCUGCCCCUCUACCACGCCCAGGGGGGCGCCCUGCGCUACAAGAGGCUCCCGGCCACUGACAACGGCAGGCAGAACCUGCGGCAGUACUUCGAGGAGGCCUUUGAGUUCAUAGAGGAAGCCCAGGAGUCAGGGAAGGGAGUGCUGAUCCACUGCCAGGCAGGUGUGUCUCGCUCCGCCACGCUGGUCAUCGCCUACCUGAUGAAGCACACGCUAAUGACCAUGACGGAUGCCUACAAAUACGUGAAGGGCAAGCGCCCCAUCAUCUCCCCCAACCUCAACUUCAUGGGGCAGCUGCUGGAGUUCGAGAUGGACCUCAACAAGGGGCUCACACCCCGCAUCCUCACCCCCAAGCUCACCGGGCUGGAGACAGAGGUGUAGACCUGCCCUGUCCCCUCCACUUGUGAGGGGGGGUGGGGGCAUCAGAGCCAGCCAGGAAGGGGGUAACUGACCCAGGAACAAAGCCUGGACACUUCACCCCCACCCCCUCCCCGCCCACCCCUCCCACCCAAGGAAUCUCACACCGCGACCAACUCUAACCUGGCAAACUGCCAGCCUGCACUCUGGGACCCUGGUGAGUUCUGAUACCCCCUCGUGCCAUGGAGGGGGAAGAGCGUGCGUCUUCCAGGAGUUGGCGCGGGGUUGGAGUGUGUCAUUUGUGUUGGGGGGGUAGUGGGGAAGGGUAUUGGUGGGGUUGGGUGAGGUGAAAUUUAUCCUGAGACUCUUACUGUGAAAACCGGUCACACUGGACAGAUGUAUUUGGCAGGUGAGAUGACCAUCUCCCUCGGCUGGACUUGAGGCUGGGUUGGGGGGAGGGCGCUACCUCUGGUUCGAGGUUUCUGUCCUUGAGCCCCCACUGUGCUCCUGCCCUCCCCUGCACCUAGAGAUGGGUUCUUUCCCCUCCCACUGCCACCCACUGAAGACGACAGUACAGCACCAUCUUUCUUUCCAAUACACUUCCUAGGUGGCUUCCAAUGGGUGCUGGGUGGGUGGGGGGUGGUUUACACUGGCCAAUGGGUGCAGGAGGGGGGUUUACACUGGCCAAUGGGUGUGGGGGGAGAACACACCAGCCAAUGGGUGUAGGAGAAGACGGGUGGGGGAAGAGACCCUGACCGAUGGAUGGAGAGGGAUCAGGUUACCCCAGGUGAUGGUCAACCCUGCCUGUGUUUGCAGAUGGGGUGAAUAGGACCCAUGCCAACAGGAGUAAAGAGAAAAGGACACCCACACGAGGGGUAGGUUGGAUGUCCACCAUGAGGGAAGUGGGCUUGAAAGACCCUCGGGUGGCGGGGGCAGGACCCUCAGACGGGGAGAGCUCAGGGUGAGGGAGGAGCAGACGCUCUGGCUACAGUGUUCACCUGUGCUACCAUCCCAAGGAGAGAAGGCUCCAUCAGCACCAAUCACCUGGGCACAGGCCGGACAGUGACAACAUUCUCCUCACCAGCUCCUGUACAUUUGAUGCUUCACACCGAGUUCCUGUGGACCCUGAGGGGUACAACACUCUGCGGGGAGACGGUGGGGCCUUGGCCAGUGAACUGGACUAUUCCCAGAGAGUGGACAUACUCCUUUAACCAUAUUCACCUCAAUCCAUUCGCCUCGGAUUCUGCCUUUUUUUUUGAUUAAAGUCUUCCAGUUGCUUUAAGGAGAGAGUUUCCUAGGCACCCCAGCUUGUGGGGAAGUGAGACGCUCUUCAUCAGCCUCUGACCCUCACUAUAAAGGCAUGAACACAGGACUGAGCAGAAACUGAUGGGACGGUGCAGAGGGAGCUUCACGCUGUGUCUGACCCCGGGAGUGUGUGAUGGGACGGUGCGGAGGGAGCUUCACGCUGUGUCUGACCCAGGGAGUGUGUGAUGGGACGGUGUAGAGGGAGCUUCACUCUGUGUCUGACCCCAGGAGUGUGUGAUGGGACGGUGUAGAGGGAGCUUCACUCUGUGUCUGACCCCGGGAGUGUGUGACGGGACGGUGUGGAGGGAGCUUCACUCUGUGUCUGACCCCGGGAGUGUGUGAUGGGACGGUGUGGAGGGAGCUUCACCCUGUGUCUGACCCCGGGAGUGUGUGACGGGACGGUGUGGAGGGAGCUUCACUCUAUCUAACCCCUGCCCUGGGAGAGUGUGACAGGAUGAUGUGUGGCCCCCAUCUCUCUGACGCAGACUGCUCCUGCAGAGCCCAUUCGUAUCUUGCACUAGUGAACCUCCUUUGCGUGUGGGCAUAGGAAGCAUGUCUGGUCAUUCUGCUGUGGAGGCCAUUGCAUGUGUACCCCAGGCUGUCCUGCACAGCUGGCUGAGCAGCAGAGGGUGGGGAGAUGGCCGGGGCUGGAGAGAGAUGUUGGGAGUGCUUCAGAUGUCAGAGACAGAAGUGACGAUAUGGCCUCCCCAGUCAAACAUGGGCCUGGUCCAAAGUCAGUGACUGUCCAUUUGCCAUAACCUACCUCCUCUUCCCACCACACACUGCGCCAAACUACAUGAUAAACCCGCUCACAUCGGUGACCUCAGAGCCAUGAUCAAAGGUGAAGCUUUGACCUUGGCUAGCGAUUUUUGUGUGUGUGUGUCAAUCUAUGUUGUUUAAC
Messenger RNA from Pristis pectinata (smalltooth sawfish), 3851 nucleotides. RefSeq names its product dual specificity protein phosphatase 10-like. NCBI's taxonomy places the organism in Eukaryota, Metazoa, Chordata, Chondrichthyes, Rhinopristiformes, Pristidae. Gene Ontology annotation, biological process: negative regulation of JUN kinase activity; protein dephosphorylation. The record is from RefSeq and is a predicted model, not a curated record. Bases 104 to 1669 code for a protein of 521 amino acids. Gene Ontology annotation, molecular function: protein tyrosine/threonine phosphatase activity; MAP kinase tyrosine/serine/threonine phosphatase activity. The transcript is spliced from 4 exons. Gene Ontology annotation, cellular component: cytoplasm; cytosol.